Messenger RNA from Acanthaster planci (crown-of-thorns starfish), 3386 nucleotides. RefSeq names its product tubulin polyglutamylase TTLL11-like. Gene Ontology annotation, cellular component: ciliary basal body. The record is from RefSeq and is a predicted model, not a curated record. Lineage: Eukaryota; Metazoa; Echinodermata; Asteroidea; Valvatida; Acanthasteridae. Gene Ontology annotation, molecular function: tubulin-glutamic acid ligase activity; tubulin binding. Gene Ontology annotation, biological process: protein polyglutamylation; microtubule cytoskeleton organization.
AAAAGCCACCAAACAUGAAUAUGUUUGCUCACCAUAGGUAACUAAAGGGUUACCAAAAGGCAUUGGGAUGGGUGUGACUUGUGACAGAUUCCCAGCUUAUACAGCUGCUAAGUUCAGAAAAUGUUUGCUUAGCAAAUACAUGAAUGUCAUGUGCUUUGGUGCAACCGGUCCAACUGCUUAGUCUUUGUGCGAUCAGUCGAUCUGAAUGCACGAUGUUGAUAAAUCUGCCAUCAAUCAAUCGUGCUUGGUGUCUUUAAUUCAGUCACAAAAGACUGUUUCCAAAAAAAAAGGGGGCUUGCUGUAUGUCCACUGCUACAGUUUGUAACCUUGAAUAUCUUCAAGAGUCAUCGGUUAAUCCACUAAAAAUUGACAAGAAAAUGAAAAACGAGGAAAUGAACUUUAACUUGAUGUAUAUCCUCAACACCCGUGGGUGUGUUCACAGUAGUCCUCCCUGAUUUGUUUAGGUUGGGAGGAGUAUUCAUUACUGUUGUCUGUGGUAACUUAUUUUAUAUAGAGGGCGCUAUAUCCAAACUUUGUAGUCUAGUUCCUUGUCGUCUCCAACACUCUUGCGUGAAAAUGUUUUUGUCACACAGCCUAGUAAACAUUUCAGAUAACAACGGGUACGUGUAGACUUGUUUUACCUUAAAACUUAGACGAUGGGGCGAAAACAAUGACUGCAAACCCUCCCCAUAGCAGGAGGAAUUCGGGCAUUAAGUUGGAUCCCAUUGCGAAGACGGAUUUACAAAGAACGUUCAUAAACAGCCAAAUUAAGUCCGAUGUCGCCCUUGCUGUGACGGUUCAUGCAGUUGCGCCGCUGGGGGCUCCGAGGCGUUGCAACACAACGCUCCUUCGCAACAACAAUGCUGAGACGGAUCCCUCCCCAGAAUGGGUGGUGGCCAAGCAGACUGCCACCCCACCUCCCCCUCCAGCCUGUCGGGAGACCUUGGAGGCUAUGGAUACCACCAUGUCGUCGUCGCCGAUCGGUGGGAAGAAGAAGUCCAAGGGUCGGCGGGCGCGGAGGCGGCCCGUUCGGCCGUGUCUGACCGUGCAUUUAUCGAAGGCCAGGUCAGGCGCAGAGGUGCUACGUAUCAGCCUUGAAGAACUCGGCUGGCGGUGGAGAGAGGUGUGUGGCACUCGUAAGAGCUCUUGUGAUCUGUAUUGGCACAGUGCAUCGUUCUACGACACCGAUGGCAUCUACUCAGGAAUGGUCAACAAAUAUCCAGGCCUGCUGGAACUGGUUCGCAAAGCCCAACUCAGCAAACUCCUCCACCAGAUGCAUGAGCUGUUCCCAGAUGAGUACGACUUCUACCCCCGUACUUGGCUCCUGCCAGACCAGUACCAUCAUUUCUGUGCCAACGUGGCUGGCCAGCAGCAGCAGAGCCCCAGCAGGGCCAAACCCGUCUUCAUCGUCAAGCCAGACGAGGGUUCCCAAGGUGACGGGAUCUACCUCAUCACUGACCCUCGCCACAUGGGCUCGGUGGGGCUGGUCCGACGCGCUGUGGUGCAGGAAUACAUCGCCAAGCCCCUGCUGCUGGAGCGGACCAAGUUUGACCUGCGGGUCUACGUACUUUUGACGUCCAUCGCGCCACUGCGAAUCCACAUCUGCCGUGAGGGAAUGGCACGCUUCUGUACCAUCAAGUACCAGCCGCCCACCAACCGCAACCUGCACCAAAUCUUUAUGCACCUGACAAACUAUUCACUGAACAAGCGGAGCGAGACGUACAUCCAUACCGACAGCACGGACCGAGGCAGCAAGCGGACAAUGAGCAGCACGUUCGCGGCGCUGGCCUCGCGGGGCCACAACACCAUCGCGCUUUGGGAAGAUAUCCAAGCCAUCGUGAUCAAGACCAUCACAGCAAUGCUGCCAGACCUCCUGGUGGAGUAUGAAGCAGAACUUCCAGCAAGAAAGCCUGCUCCGUCAUGCUUUCAGAUCUUGGGUUUUGACAUCCUGGUAACUGAAGACCUAAAACCCAUGCUGCUGGAGGUGAAUGCCAACCCAAGCCUGAGGUUGGACUAUGAGAAGGAGGUGUCGCCGGGGAUAACCGAGUCCCAACCAAGCCCUGUGGACGAAGAGAUCAAGAUCCCAUUAAUCAAAGACACCCUGAAACUUCUCAAGCCAUGCAGGGCAGGUCGUGAGGCCCGAGCAAGGCUUACAGCAGUCAAACCUGACAAAACAAAGGCCUCUAGGCCUGCCACGCCCAUAUCGGACAACCCCGCAUCUGAGGAAGAAGAGGAUGAAGAAGGAGGAGGCGGAGCUAAGGAGGGCGAAAAGGAGGAGUGGGAAGACGAUUCGUGCCUGGAGGAGAUUUGGCCGCAGAAGUUUGGCGAGUGCUACAGCCACCUCCGAGUAAUGGAGCACGUGGCUGGGCUUUUCAAUCGGUUCUUAGGGGUCCGGGGAGCACACCGGAUGGGGGCGACGGGCUUCCGAAUGUUCAGCAGGAAGUGCAAGUUGUGCACCAACGGCAUCACCAUGGCGGGCAUCGAUAUCAUGUACAUCGACAUCACUCGGCGCUGGACCCUCGAUAACCCUGAGGGCGUCAGCACGGGCAUGUGCUUCGGUGCCUUCCUAGAAGCGUUCUUCACACUGGCCCAGCGCAAAUUCCGCGGCAGCUCUCUGCUGGACAAGGUCAGCGCCCUGGUGGAGCUGUGCGAGUACAAUCUGAGUGGCGCAGCAGGGCUGGGCGGGAUACGGGCGGGUGCCCCGCCCAGGCUACUCCUUGGUCGACUGCGCCGGCCGGAGAUGGGGAAACGCAGAGUUGGGAGAUGGCCAUCAACGGACGAGGAUUGAAAUGCGCACUUAUUUUAGUUGUGCUCAAAUUUGGCCCUCCACAUCUACAACUCCUACAUCUUUGCAAUUUUCAGAGAAAACAUAAAGAACUUUUCUCAUUUGGAGAUGACUUAGGCACAGGAAACGAGCAAAGGUUUAUAGUAAUGUCCUUGAAGUGUUGCACUGUAAAAGGUUGGGUUAUCUUGUCCCUUAGCAAACAGAUCUGUCAUUGUCAGUGCCACAGCUAUUGUCAUGCAGGAAGGCAGCCACCAUACGUAGCUCAGAUACCAACCGAUUGAAGUGGAGCCUUACACUCCAUGUUCAAGCAGAUGAAAUUGACUAUUCAGUCAGAACCAUUUUUGCCUGUGUCCUUUAAAUUGUUAACGGCUAUUCUAACAUGCUGCACCUGAAGUUCCUGCAUUUUUCAUUCUUUAUUGGCUAUUUGUGUUCAAUUGUUUAGUGUGUUUGUAUGUUAGAAUUUUCUGAAUAACAAAUCAUUUUUCUCCCGUCAAAUUAACAAAAUUUUAACCACUCCCUGGGAUUCCGGAUUCGGACAUGUAUGCUUUACAUGCCUUGCCAGGGUCUCCAAACUCAGACAAAGGGAACAGGGCCUUGUAAC